AUGUACUUCGUAUAUCGCUUAGAUGCUUAUAUACUAUUAACGGGAGGUGAACUCAGUGACGAUGUGAUCGAUGCAUUUGUUAUUCGGCUUUGUAACAAGAUUGAAACAACUAAUAGUUAUGAUCGAAAGAUACAUGUCACAAGACCUUGGCUUGCACAAGCAUUUCUAGAAGGAAAUCUUGAAAUGGUGGCAAAACGAAUGAAGGAAAAUGUUUCUCAGCAGAAGUUCUUGGAGUGUGAAAGAAUUCUGAUCCCGAUUGUCAGCUCCGGACAUUGGCACCUGGUAGAGUUAGUGAGAGAGGAGAAAAAAUUCUAUCACUACUCCUCAAUCAACUCCCCCAUUUAUACCUUUCAUUGA
Messenger RNA from Asparagus officinalis (garden asparagus), 357 nucleotides. RefSeq lists its product as uncharacterized. NCBI's taxonomy places the organism in Eukaryota, Viridiplantae, Streptophyta, Magnoliopsida, Asparagales, Asparagaceae. The record is from RefSeq and is a predicted model, not a curated record. Bases 1 to 357 code for a protein of 118 amino acids. Gene Ontology annotation, molecular function: cysteine-type peptidase activity. The transcript has 5 exons. Gene Ontology annotation, biological process: proteolysis.